AUGAAGAGAUUGUGGGCUAAGUAUCGACAAUCUCGAGAUGAAGAUCUUGAAGAGUUGUGUAUGACUAAUGCUCUUGUGGUAGCAGCAGCCGCUGAAGCUGAAGCUUCCUCCGGAUCACGACGACGGGGUUCUCAACAGGGGCGUGCACAGAAUGAGAAGCGAUUUAGGGAAUCAAGAGGGAAAAACAUGACAGAAGAUUACUUUGUGGAGCGUCCAGUUUUCAGUGAAGAGGUAUUCCGGACACGGUACAGGAUGAGUCACAAUGUUUUCAACCGCAUCUCCACUGACCUUUAUCGCUAUGACCCGUACUUUGUCCAUAAAUCAGAUGCUGCAAAGAAAGUCGGACUACUUCCCCAGCAGAAGCUGACAUGUUCCUUAAGAAUGCUUGCUUAUGGUGCCGGGGCAGAUCAAUGCGCUGAGUAUUGUCGGAUGGGGAAAUCUACCGCCAUUGAGGCUCUGAAACGAUUUACAAGAUGA
This is a messenger RNA of Rosa chinensis, 477 nucleotides long. RefSeq lists its product as uncharacterized. The transcript has a single exon. The record is from RefSeq and is a predicted model, not a curated record. Bases 1 to 477 code for a protein of 158 amino acids. NCBI's taxonomy places the organism in Eukaryota, Viridiplantae, Streptophyta, Magnoliopsida, Rosales, Rosaceae.